AUGGCCAGUCUAGACCGCCCACCACCCUCCACCGCCGCCAUAGCUGCCGCCGCAGCCAUCGUCUCUUUUCUCCUUGGCUACUAUAUAGGCCAAGCACGCUCGAUUGGCCUCUUCCGGCCCGAGUCCAAAUCCACACCCUCUGCCGCAGACCUACGCCACAAAGAACAUCCCUCUCCCGCCCUGAGCAGCGAUGAUGCACACUCCUCGGAUGAUGAGCUCGGCGAGCUCAACACCUUCCCCGGCCACGAAGAGUGCAAGCUAGUGCUUGUCGUGCGUACGGACUUGGGCAUGACCAAAGGCAAAAUCGCCGCCCAGUGCUCCCAUGCCACCCUCGCAUGCUACAAAGCCCUGAUGCGCGCAGAUGCAGCACAUCCCCUGCUCCGACGCUGGGAGCGACUAGGGCAGGCCAAGGUCGCACUGAAGGUCGACGGUGGCGAAGACGACCUGCUCGUCUUGCAAGCCCAAGCCCUCAGCCUGGGUAUAUGCGCGCAGAUUAUUCACGAUGCCGGCCGCACGCAGAUCGCCAGCGGCUCCGCGACGGUGCUCGGCAUUGGGCCCGCGCCUAAGAGUAAAAUCGACGAGGUGACGGGGCAUCUCAAGCUGCUGUGA
Neohortaea acidophila is the source of this 609-nucleotide messenger RNA. Its product is annotated as peptidyl-tRNA hydrolase PTH2-domain-containing protein. Gene Ontology annotation, cellular component: cytosol; mitochondrion. Gene Ontology annotation, molecular function: peptidyl-tRNA hydrolase activity. The transcript has 2 exons. Lineage: Eukaryota; Fungi; Ascomycota; Dothideomycetes; Mycosphaerellales; Teratosphaeriaceae. Bases 1 to 609 code for a protein of 202 amino acids. The record is from RefSeq and is a predicted model, not a curated record.